Messenger RNA from Linum tenue, 390 nucleotides. Lineage: Eukaryota; Viridiplantae; Streptophyta; Magnoliopsida; Malpighiales; Linaceae. The record is from the annotation of a GenBank genome assembly.
AUGGAUAUUGAGGCCUUGUGGGCAGUUGGGGGGUACUGCUUUCUUCUCUCUUCUCCGUCCAGUAGUAAUUGCAUGGCAACAACAACAACAACAACAAUUCGCCAUCAUCAUCAUCAAUACCUAGUUUUGCUCAUCCUGUUUCUUUUUCUUCUGCUCAUCACGCCUUCUCCAGCGCAGCAGGGGCAGCUGCUUCAUUCUCCCAUCUCCGUCAAAAGGGUAGUUUUGGAUUCCUCCUCCUCCACCACCGUGGAUCUGCAGCAGCCAGAAGAACAAGUUGGGAAGAGAGGCCACGACGAGUCGAGGCCAAGGUGGAAGCCGAGGAGAGAUGAGCAUCAGUUUGGAGCUGAGGAGCAUGAGGUCCCCAGCGGUCCCAACCCCAUCUCCAAUUAG